This is a messenger RNA of Ectocarpus sp. CCAP 1310/34, 1224 nucleotides long. NCBI's taxonomy places the organism in Eukaryota, Phaeophyceae, Ectocarpales, Ectocarpaceae. The record is from the annotation of a GenBank genome assembly.
AUGGCGAGGCACGCGGGGUUGUCGGAGCGAGCCACCCACAUCUACGAAGCAAACCGGAUGAACGAAGACGACGAGCCUCGCCUUGAAGCCUUCUACGAGACAUGGGAAGUGUACCUCGCGGAGUCCAAGCUCACGCCGUCACCACCGCUGUGUGCCACCGCCCGGUGCGAGCUGCGCUCAUGUUCCACCCCGCAAGGUACAAAGCCGGGGAAGGCUAUUGUGCCAACAGGCACCAAGGUGCCCGGCGCGAGGCGCUCCAACUCGCGAGAAAAUACGACGGUGGUCGCCAGCAUCGGCGCCGACGGCCACACCUACAACCCUAUCAUCAUCUACAAAGGCCAGCGUAUGCAACCCGCUUGGAUCCAGGACAAGAACGGCAUCCCCGAUGCGAAGUACACCGUCACGGAGUCAUCCUUCAUCCAGAGCCACGUGUUCCUCGACUACCCUCGAGACCUUUGCGAGCAGCUCGAUGCACGCGGCUUGCAGGGCAAUAUUGCCCUUGUGCUCGACGGCCACGCCUCGCACACGACCUUCGACGCCAUCAGCUUGGCCAUCUCUCUGGACAUCGACCUCUUCCAGCUCCCGUCCCACACAUCGCACAUCACCCAGCCCUUGGACGUUGGAACGUUCGGAACCUUCAAAAAGGAGCUCACCAGGGUGCUCACGGCCUACCCACUGAAAAUCGGGGGGAGGAGUCCGGUGAAGCGCGACAUGGCUGGCGUGAUUGCGGAGGCAUGCAGAGGGAGCUUCACGCCUGCGAACAAUAUGGCGGCGUUCAAAGGGUCGGGCUUGUGGCCGGUGAACGUGGAGAAGGCCAUCAACCGACUACACAGCAAGAGGAAGCAACGGGAGAAUGACCGCCCUAUCCCUAAAGACCUCGCCGUCGUUGCCUCCAAGAAGCAGCUCGAAAAAGAUCUCGGCCACGCUGCCCUCCUGGAGCUGAAACGACAGGGAGUGGUGAUGGAGGGGCUCCGCAUGAACACCGUGUUCCUCGGCGGGCUCACCCGCCUCACCAAGCGCUCCAAGUCUUUCGCGACCGUUCGGAAGGUCGGGGGGCGCGGCUGUGGUGGGGGUCAGGAAGGGCGAGACGGGUGCGGCCAGGGGCAGGGUCGCCGGGGCCGCCCCGCUGGUGCUCGCGGAGAGGGAAGGGGGGUGGGUGGGCGUGCUCACGGAGAGGAAAGGGGGGCUGGUGGGCGGGUGGGGGCCGGUGCUCGCGUCCAAUGA